UACUGGGCUUGGCCCACAACGAUGAACAUCUGGAAGAGGAGCCUCUUCUCCGUGUGUGAUCGUAGCAGAGCGAGGGAUGUGGCUGCGUUGCGUAGUACUUCGCCAUGGGCGAAUACCACCUCUCCCCCCUUGCCCUAACCCUUCGUGGUUCGUUUCCUCCUUUUCCUACUCCAACGCACCCUCCAAAAAGGGAAAGGCAGCGCCUUUACAGGAGAGGAGAAUGGUGGAUAGGUUCAGGCUAUGGGCGAAGGGCGGGGAGGGCGGAAACGGUUGCUGCAGCCUCCGCCGCAGCAGAUCCGAUCGCCAUGGGAAACCUGAUGGUGGAAAUGGCGGUAGAGGAGGUGAUGUUAUUCUCGAAUGCUCGGCGGCUGUUUGGGAUUUCAGUAACCUGCAACACCAUUUGAAUGCGAAACGUGGAGGGCAUGGAGUUUCGAAAAAUCAGAUAGGUACUCGAGGAUCUGACAAGGUUGUACAAGUACCGGUUGGCACUGUAAUGCAUCUAGUCGAGGGUGAAUUACCUUCUUUCGUUGAGAACAACUCCGUGAGAUCUGCGGAUCCAUGGGAUAUUCCAGACAAUUCGGAGGAUUUCCGAGCAAAACCUGUUCAAAACAAUGCGAAUGCUUUUAAACACUCAAUGGUAAAAGAAGAUCGUCGUGCUUCUACUUCAUAUUCUUGUAACAAUGGCAGUAAGGAGAUCAUAGGAAAAGGGAAUCUGAAACCACACAUUAGUCCUUUCUCUGAAAAAGCAUUUCCAUCAAUUGAAGAUGGAGUAAGUCAUGAUCAUUCAUAUGGAACUGAACCAGAAAAUGAAGAAGAAGAUCAUAGUGAAGAUGAUUUUGAUUAUGAUGAUGGGGAGGAGGAGGAGGAGGAGGAGGAGGAGGAGGAAGAGGAGGAGGUGCAAUAUGCUGUUGCAGAAUUGACUGAGCCGGGCCAACGCCUAAUAAUCGCUCGAGGUGGGGAGGGUGGUCUCGGUAAUGCUUGUCUAAGGAAAGAUCACAAGUCCCGCAAAAAGAUCAAAGAUAAUUCUUCCAAUUUGGCAUACAUUGAUGAUGAAGAUGAAUCUUUGUUACAUACUGGAAAGCCCGGAUCUGAAAGCGUGCUUAUCCUAGAAUUAAAGAGCAUUGCGGAUGUCGGCCUUGUUGGCAUGCCAAAUGCUGGUAAAAGCACCUUGCUAGGGGCCCUUUCACGUGCCCAACCUGUUGUGGGCCAUUAUGCUUUCACCACUCGAAGACCCAAUAUAGGAAACUUGAAUUAUGAGGACUUUUUUUCUGUAAAGGUGGCGGACAUUCCAGGGCUAAUUAAAGGCGCUCAUCAGAAUCGGGGGUUAGGGCAUGCUUUUUUGAGGCAUAUAGAGAGAACAAAAGUCUUGGCCUAUGUUGUCGACUUAGCUGCAGCUUUGAACGGUAGAAAGGGAAUUUCACCAUGGGAACAGUUGAGGGAUUUGGUUUUGGAGCUCGAGUAUCAUCAGGAAGGAUUGUCGAGUCGGCCUUCUUUGAUAGUUGCCAAUAAAAUUGAUGAAGACGGUGCUGAAAAAGUGUGUGAAGAAUUACAGAGGAGGGUUCGAGAUGUUCCAAUAUUUCCUGUUUGUGCUAUUUUACAGGAGGGAGUUCCUGAACUGAAAACUGGACUAAGAAGACUGAUAGAUGGAAAUGAAGCACGGAGUCUUGAUCUGAGUAAAAUUAUUGUUGAUUAAAUUAAAGCAGUUACAUGGUCUUAAACGGCAAGGCGUUGCUGCGAUGCCGAAUCAUACAAUUUUCAAAUUCCUUUGGAACUAGCAUGGGUGGCAACCUUUCUAGCACACAAGGCAUGAUGUGCAAUUUCAUCUUAUGCGAGUCAAAAGCCAUGCUAUGAAGACCAGGGAAAGAUGCUCUAAUGAUACAGCAUCGAAACCUUCUGUUUCCACUGGGCCAAUAGAGAAAACAAACAAGAGAAAAGAAGUACACACACGCGAGAUCGAAAUCUGAAGAGAAGAGGCGAUGACUCGGCGGAACUUAAUUUUUUGUUGAUUCAUUUGAAUACCACCUUAGCAGGACUUGCAUUGAAGACAUAAAGACAUGCACUGGAGGGUGUAACUUUUAAGAAGCUGCUAGUGAAGCCAUCACAUACCCCAUUGUCAUGCUUUUUGGAGUAGAGAGAUACUGUAUAAUUAUUUUUAUGGUGCAAUAAUGUUAUGUGCAAUCAGUAUACUCAGUUGUUAGAAAUGGAGAAUAGUGGUUAAUUUGUUUGACUUGGAAAAUUAUUGUUAUCUUCUUGGGGUGCAUGAUGUAAUGAGAUACUUUACUCAUUUUCUUUUGCUUUUGAAUGGCUUAAUUUUCUUUUUUUUU
Molecule: messenger RNA, 2324 nt
Organism: Ananas comosus (pineapple)
Lineage: Eukaryota; Viridiplantae; Streptophyta; Magnoliopsida; Poales; Bromeliaceae
Product: probable GTP-binding protein OBGM, mitochondrial
Exons: 7
Coding region: 77-1693 (538 amino acids)
Cellular component (GO): mitochondrion
Molecular function (GO): GTPase activity; GTP binding; magnesium ion binding
Source: RefSeq, a predicted model, not a curated record